Molecule: messenger RNA, 1011 nt
Organism: Cynocephalus volans (Philippine flying lemur)
Lineage: Eukaryota; Metazoa; Chordata; Mammalia; Dermoptera; Cynocephalidae
Gene: HYI
Product: hydroxypyruvate isomerase (putative)
Exons: 8
Coding region: 97-930 (277 amino acids)
Source: RefSeq, a predicted model, not a curated record
GCUCGCGCAUGUGAGGGAAGGCCGGCCGCACGCCGCCCCGCCUGCCCGCCGCUUCCGGUCGGCGGCGGACUCUGCCCCGCGGGUCCUCCUCGCCGCAUGGCUCCGCUGCGCUUCUCGGCCAACCUGUCCUGGCUGUUCCCCGAGCUCCCCGGCCUCCCGGCGCGGCUCCGGGCCGCGGGCAGCUCGGGCUUCCAGGCCGCCGAGGUGGCCUGGCCGUACGCGGAGCCGCCCGAGGCGCUGGCGCGCGCGGCGCGGGGAGCGGGGCUGCAGUUGGUGCUGAUCAACACGCCCCCGGGAGACCAGGACAAGGGGGAAAUGGGGCUGGGGGCCGUUCCUGGGAGACAGGCGGCCUUCCGAGAGGGGCUGGAGCAGGCUGUGCUGUACGCCAAGGCUCUGGGCUGUCCCAGUAUUCACCUGAUGGCUGGCCGAGUACCCCACGGGGCCGAUCGAGCAGCAGUCAAGAGUGAGAUGGAGACAGUUUUUCUGGAGAACCUGAGGCAUGCAGCUGGGGUUUUGGCUCAGGAGAACCUCAUGGGACUGCUGGAGCCCAUUAACACCCGUAUCACUGACCCCCAGUACUUCCUGGAUACGCCACAGCAGGCGGCGGCCAUCUUACGAAAGGUUGGAAGACCCAACCUCCUAUUACAAAUGGACAUAUUCCACUGGCAGAUCAUGGAUGGGAACCUGACAGGAAAUAUCCGGGAGUUCCUGCCUAUCGUUGGGCAUGUACAGGUGGCACAGGUCCCAGGCCGAGGGGAGCCCAGCAGCCCUGGAGAACUGAACUUCCCCUAUCUGUUCCAACUGCUGGAGGAUGAAGGCUACAAAGGCUUUGUGGGCUGCGAGUAUCGGCCUCGAGGAAACACAGUAGAGGGCUUGAGUUGGCUACGUUCAUACUGGGAUAAGCAGGGUCGCCCCCCGGCUGGCCAGUGAGGUCUUGCACACUACCCACAUGCCCCUCUGGAACAGUGAGUGAGCAUCCACCUCUGAAUUAAAGAUGACAUGCUAAAUGUU